Messenger RNA from Microthlaspi erraticum, 630 nucleotides. The record is from the annotation of a GenBank genome assembly. NCBI's taxonomy places the organism in Eukaryota, Viridiplantae, Streptophyta, Magnoliopsida, Brassicales, Brassicaceae.
AUGGCGACGACGAUGAAAGGCCUUCUUAAGGGCCUUCGUUACAUUACUCAGAUUUUUGACGAAGAGAAAGAGCAGGAGAUGCAGAUCGGAUUUCCGACCGAUGUAAAGCAUGUUGCCCACAUCGGCUCCGAUGGUCCAGCCACAAGUACUCCAAGCUGGAUGAAUGACUUCAAACCUCAAGAACAUGAGAAAGGUCAAGUCGUUUCCAGAGGCAAUUCCAACAAAUACAACCCUCAAGGGAUGAACCAAGGAGGAGCAGGGCUAAAAGAACUUCUUCCUCCGAGCACAAACGAGAAACCAAAACAGAAAACAAGGCGGAAACCUAACGGCGGCGGAAAUGCAGCAUCAUCAGACGAACCAACAAAGCAUUCAAGACAUCACAGAAGCACAAACGGGUCGAUGGACUCAUCGAAUGAUCAAGAACCUUCGGUUCGUAGAAGGCGUGGUGGUAUCCCGGUGCCAGACGCGGAAGUCUCUAACCAUAUUCCUGAUGGCUCAGCUCCUCCGAGGAAGGCAACGUCGCGACCGAGGAAACUAAAAGGCUCAUCAGUAGGAGGAGAAGGAUCGAUAAAGAAAUCAUCCAAAGGAAAACCCGAGAAUUCAGUUGAUAUCUCUAACAAUAGUAUCUGA